Messenger RNA from Pangasianodon hypophthalmus (striped catfish), 1076 nucleotides. RefSeq lists its product as uncharacterized. Bases 1 to 708 code for a protein of 235 amino acids. Lineage: Eukaryota; Metazoa; Chordata; Actinopteri; Siluriformes; Pangasiidae. The transcript is spliced from 7 exons. The record is from RefSeq and is a predicted model, not a curated record.
AUGAACCGUGAAAAUUUAAAGGUGUCACUAAUCAGGCUGAGUGGAAACGGAAUCCUUAAACAAGGAGACUCGUUAAAUCUGACGUGUGAUGUGAACUGCACACACAGUUCCUCACAGUUUGUGUGGUCUAAGAACAACGAGCAGUUAAACACAUCAGGACCCGUUCUUCACUUUCCUGCUCUAACCGUGAGGGAUUCUGGGAAUUACACCUGCACUUGGAAAACCAAUGAGGCGUCAGGAUCUGAAACGAUCAGCCUUCAGGUCGAGGGUGAAAAUCCUGGUCAUUGGUCAAUCUGGAUCAUUGUUUUAGUGACAGCUGGAGUGAUUUUCAUCGUCUUAGCUGUCCCAGCUGUGAUUUACAACAGGAGGAGGAAAUUUAAAGCUCCAGAAAAAAACGGGAGGGAAAGUGGAGAGAAAACACAGACAAAGCCACAGUUAAACCAAGUUUCUCAAGUUCCUGAUGAAGAAAUGAUGAACAAGGAGGAAGUGACUUACUCGUCUGUCCAAAACAAAGCAACAACAAAAGGUUCACAGGUCACAGUGCAGCUAAAUCAAGUUCCUGAGCCUGAUGAAGAAGUGUUAGAUAAAGGAGGAGUGAUUUAUGCAUCCGUGUGCAUCAAACCCAACAAACCAACCGAACGGCGAGUCCACACUGAGCAGCAGGAGCAGGACGAUUCUGUAAUCUACAGCGCUGUGAAAAAGGCCUGAUGACGCUUUCACACCUCAUUCACCCACAGUGCAGAUGAGUUUUAUUUAGUAAUCAUCAUAAUGCCUGUGGUUUCUCCAUGCAUGUAACUCUGUAGGAUUUAAGACUUGCUAAUGUCAUAGGAAGUGUCAGUUUAUUUGCUGUAAACAUCUUGUUUGGAAGGAGAUUUAAAAUGAAUUUGUUUAACACAUUCUUGUGAUUUCUUUAUUGUAAUUCAUGUUGUUUUUGAGUAAACAGCUUCUUUUACUUCUUAGGGUGCUUUAAGCCCUAUUCAGACAGGUUUAGUUUUACAUGUGGAGAUGGAUUUAAUUUCUCAGGGAUUUUAGUUCCACCUGAAUCCGUCACGUCAGAAAUUGUUUACAUACAUGCA